Chironomus riparius is the source of this 664-nucleotide messenger RNA. The record is from the annotation of a GenBank genome assembly. NCBI's taxonomy places the organism in Eukaryota, Metazoa, Arthropoda, Insecta, Diptera, Chironomidae.
GAAAUUUAUAAUUGUAAAAACCUUGAAUGUCUUAAAAAGUAUCAAAAAUUUUACAUUUAAGUCAGUUCCUGUUCAACAGUCAAGUCAAACAAAAGCGAUAAUGAAGUUGUUUGUGUUCAAGUUUCUGAUUUUGAAUUUCUUUGCAAUAGCACAAGGACAGCCUGAAGAUUGCUCUUAUUACAUUGAAAGUUGGAAUACAGGUUUAAAGUAUUAUGAAGACACAACAAAUGCUAAUGCAUGUGCAGUUGUCAAGUAUUCAGAAGAAGCUGUAAACAGCAUUAAAGAAAGCAAUGCUCCGAAUAAACAAGAGAUUAUCAUGCAAAUUCUUGAUAGGAUGAAUGAGAGCCACUCAUAUGGGAACAUAAGAAUAUUUCAUGAAUUUGUGACGGCAAUUCGUGAAGCACUUAAUAGGAAGAUUGAUAGAAGUGAGCUCCAGGAAGCAAUCAAAGAGAACAAACCGAUUGGCAAGUUUCCAAUGACUUGUAUUGAGAAUUUUGGGGAAGCUCAUCGAAUUUUCAUUGAACCUAAUCGAAAAAUUACAGCUGCUUAUCAAAGACUUACGUCUUUAGGUUUGGAUAAGCUUUAGAGACGAAGGUAGUUUAAAGCACAGAAGACAAGAGUUUCAGGAUGUUCUUGUUCCUCACAGUUGACUAAUACAGAGGAA